AUACACUUCUCUGAUUUGGUGAAAAUAUGGCAGCUGGUGGGGAGGAUUUUGAUUCUUGGCUGAGUUUGAAAUUGCUUGCUCUCAAUAUCGAUGAAGGAGUAUUUGGAUCUUACAUUAAAGGCAUUUUGGACGGAGAUGAAUCACUGGAGGAUAAAACUGAAGCCUUGGAAGGGAUUCUGUCAGAGAUAACAGAAAAUGGUAUUAGAAACCACUGCAGAGAGAUUCUGGAGAAGUGGCGAAACACUUCUCAGGCAGCUAGUUCGGUAAAGGAAGCAGAAGUUGCAGGAGCAGAAGCAAUGGAUAUAAAACUGGCAAAACUCAUGGAAUCUCAAGCUCGUCCAACAACUGUUCAGAGAACUUACACAGAUGAGGAAAGAAGAAUUCGUGAAGCUAUUUUGGCACAGUAUAGUCAGAUGUCGGACCAAGACGAUGAUGAGGAUGAUGGUGACAGAGGUGCUGAAGCGAAAGAGAAUGGACUUGUAAAGAACACUAAUGCCUCAGUCGUCCAGCAGGCUGAGAAAGAAAAAAGAGAAAAAGCAAAACUGGAAAGUCAGAAAAAGAAGGAAAAAGAUAGAGAAGACAGAGAGAAGCAGAAACAAAUUCAACAAGAAAAAAAGGAGAAACGCAAAACACAGAAGGGGGAGAGACGAAGAUAGCAAGAUCUCUCAAACAUCAAAUUACAUUGUAUGUGUUGUGCUGUGUUAAUUUAUUGCCAUUGGAUCAGUUAUGUUGAUUGUAGUACCUACAGUAUCCUUAAUCAGCUGUUUUAUCUCAGCUGCCUUUUAGGAUGUCCACAUUAGUAUUAGUGAGGGCACAGCUUGGGGUAUUACAAUGCCAUGAGUGGCUGCCACAAAUGGACGAUGUCUCUGCAGUAGACAUUUGAGUGAAAUAAAAUUGACUUUAUAAAGUGCAUCAGUUUUGUGACAUUUCAAUCACUGUUUGUUUUUUUGUCCCCCCUCGUUGUAGUAAGACCUUUUCCGUAUCAGACAUUGUUAUAUUGUAAUUUCCUGUAGUGGAUUUCAAUACUUGUGAGAAGCAUUUUCUGUGUUACAUAUUUUUUAAUAAUAAUAAUAUUUUUAUUACUGUUGUUGACUUUUAUCGCCAUUGUUGCUAAUUAUUACUGCUAGAAUCUCCAUCACUUGUCUGUCUUAUAAUUUCUCGUGUUGGAAGAAUUGAGAGUAAUUAGAAAAGUAAAAGUGUCAUGAUGUCAGGAUUAUGGGGAUCAUGCAUGGUAAUCCUUUCAUAAAAUUAAGUUGUAUGUUAAUUAUUGUAUUCAAAUUAUAUUUAGAUUAUUUAUAAGAAAAUGAGCCCCUUUCUGGUAAUAAGAUUUUUAAGAACAAUCAGUAAAACAAUUUCUGUGUAUAACAAGAAUGAAAAUUUCUGGACGGAGCACAGGAACAUAUAACAGAAAAUACUGUUCACACUAGCUUUUGAGCACUAGCUCUCUUCCCAAUGGUAGUACACACAUUCACACACACGAUGAUGCAGAUACCCAAACACUCACACUCCGUACCCAUAGUGAGACUCAGUUUCAGAAAUUUUCCCUCAGUUUUUGUUGGCUGCAUAAAUCAUGCCUUAUUUGUGUUGUUUUGAAUGAAAGCCAACAAAUUACAUAAAAAAACUAAUGAUUUGUGAUUAAGGUACGCUUUUUACAAGUAUUAUAUAAUUGUGUCUUUUUAAUACAGCUUUUAUCAUUGAUAUUGUUUUUAGUUUUGGGGGUGAUUACAGUUGCACAUGUGUCUCUAGCAUCUAUGCAGUUGUAAGGUUUAGUGGGGGGAGUGAAUAAGGGAAAGUUACUGAGGAGGAAUGUGAGUUAGUGCUCUUCAUCUGCAGAUUUAAAUUCAAAAUUCACUCAAACCUUCCAAAGGCAAAUUGUUUUUUAUGUCUGUAGUAAAGGAUGUUUUUGAAACUAGCAAUUAUACUAUUACUGUUCUUCUUGCAAGCAGUAAUAUAAAUUUUUAUCAGAAGUUUUUGUUCUACCCACUGGAGGUAGUGGAAAAUGUAUACUUACUUGUUUGAAAGAUUUUUGUAAAAUUGAUAACCUGGAAGCUAAGGAGAAGCAGAUGUGUAUAAUAAAUUUAAAAAUGGGAAGGAGGGAAGGAAUGUAUUGCAUGAUACUUCUCACAAUUUGUGUGUUGUUUAGUGGAUUCAGUUUGUGAAAUGCUUAUGAAUGGAAAUAGUAAAUUUGACUAACACGUUUCUACUUUUAAAAAUUAAACAGGUAAUAUCUUUUUAAACAUAUCUAUUAAUAAUUUGAAGUUGUUUCUUAACAAUCACACAUGGCUUCAAUGUAUAGUCUGACUGAACAUUUCUUUCUACAUUCUGUAUUCUUAAUGAAAUCAACUGUGGGUAAAAGAUAGUGUGGCUGAAGUCAAGAAAUGCUGGAAUUGUUACCAUAGAAGGAAGAAGGUUAUACUCUACAUCCUAUUGACACGGAGUUCAUUAGUGAUUUAAAUAUUGUUAUAAUUUUAAGUAUGAAAUAUAAUUUCUGAGUUAUACUUUUUAAUUAAAAAAGUUUUUAGUCCAGUAGAAACAGUAACAGCAUGGUAUAAAAAUCUUUAAGCCAUUCACUUAUAAAAUUUUAGAUUUAUUUUACAAAUGUGCUCUCUCUUGAACUUAAUUUUUGUAAAAAAUUGUGCCCUUAAUUCUGUGAGAAAAUAUCUACACUUACAAUAAAACUUCUGAAUUGUGUAAGUACUAGAACAGACACUAACUAAAAUGUAUGUUUUCACAUCACAGUCUUAGUCUGGUUAAUGUUCGGUUUUCUGUUAUUACUCAGUAUUCUUAGAGUUCAUCGUAAAAUAAAUUCCUGGUGUUACAUUUUGUCAGUUUAGCUUAGGGAGUUGUUUAUUAUAAAUACUCUUUCAACAAAUAGUUAUAUGCUGUUGGGCUUGGCUAGCACUUGGAUGGGUCACUGUUGUGUAUACUGAGCAGAGUUGGCAAGCAGAUGCACUCAACUCUUGUAAGGCAAAUCGAGGAGCUACCUGAUUGAGAAGUAGCAGCUCCGGUCAUGAAAAUGGCCGGGAGAGUGGUAUGCUGACCUCACGCCCCUCCCUAUUUGCAUCCAAUGAUGCCUAUAGUCCUGAGGAUGACACAGCAGUUGGUCAGUAUCAUUGGGUUACAGAGUUAAAAGUGCAUAGGUGGUCACUGAGGCACAGAUGAAUGGUGGGAGACACAUUGGUGCACUUAAAAACCAUGUAAGUUCACAAGAUUUUUCUAAUUUUACCACAUGCACAUGCUGUGGAGGUGAGGGGUAUACAUAGUUGGGUUUGUACUAAAAUUAGAAUAAUAAUUUGAGAGAUGAUGCCUAUUCUUUUACCAUCAUUCAUUUUUAAGUGGCUAUCUGUACUAAUUUUUGAUAGCACAUCUAUCUUAUCAUUCCAGUAUAAUACUCAGUCCUCUGUGGAAUACAAACAAUGUAAAGGUAACCUCUCACCAUACAGUUGAUAAAUCAUAAGGCAUAUGAACACACAGAAUAUUUUAUAAGCAGUCUGCCAGGUUUCCAUAUAAAAUUCCACUCAAGUUUUCAAUAUUUUUGAUGUUAAUUCGCAUAGAAAUAUGAAAGAACGACAGUGUCAUGGAUGAGCACAGAAAUAGUUUCAGCACAUGAUUUUGUUAAAAACCACUCACAGAUUUAAAUUUAAACUCAGUUGUGAAGAGAGAAAAAUUCUGUGACAUGGCGGAUACACAUCUGAUGUUUGUAGACUGUUACACAUUGAAGUUUAAAUUUAUUCCCUUUAUUAUUUUUGUUUUGCUGUAGAGGAUGAAAAUGGAAAAACAAGAGAAACAACUUAUAAUUAAAAAUGCCUCACUUAUUUUCUUCCGCCUAAAUGUCUUACUUCGUUCCAUUAAAUUUCCUUCAAGCAGUACAUAAUUUUCUCAUAUUCAGAAGUCGUGCUGUAGCUCAGUCAUUCUUUUUAAAUUUUUCAUAUGUCUGAAGACUAGUAAAAUACGUUCAGCAUGUCCACUGAGUACUUGUUGGGCAUUAUUUUCUAACAGAAGAUUAAUUUUUCAUAUCUUUAGAGGGACACCUAAUAGGUUUGAACCAUAUUAUGUUAUCCAUAUGUAAAUUAGAUUGUUGUAAAGAUGUUAUUACUGUGGUGAAACUGACAUGGCUGUGGUGCUUCCUGGUUGUACUUCAUUUAGAUGAUGUAUUUGAGGCUAAAUCUGGGCACUGAUGACCAUGCAGUGAUUGCCCCACAAACCUGUCACUAUUGUCUUGAGGGUAAAUCGCAGAUCAUAAAAUAUGGGAGGCUCUGAGCAAUUUACGAGCAUGCAGAAAAGACUAAAAAUUGCAUAUGUUUUGUGUAAAGCCUGGUCAGCUGGCAUGUUUUUGUCUUCAAAAAUCAUCUUUCUCCAAAAUAAUAGUGCUUUCUCUUUUCUUAUUGUUUAACCAUACAUGUUUUGACACCAAUCUGUCAGAUUAUGUGGCUGUCAUUUUCAUUCCUGUAGCUGCAUCAAUAGUGGCCUGCUGUUAGACAUUUCAUAACAUGGACAGCAUGCCAUGUGUUUCAUCAGAUUGUGAAUCAUCAAGUGUGUUUCUUGAGAUAAAUUACGCACAUUCACCCCCCCCCCCCCCCUCUCUCUCUCUCUCUCUCUCUCUCUCUCUCUCUCUCUCUCUCUCUCUCUCUGUGUGUGUGUGUGUGUGUGUGUGUGUGUGUGUGUGUGUGUGUGUGUGUGUUUGGAUUUGGAGAACAUUUAAAGAAAGCUAAGAAAUCUUGCCUACUCUGCAUACUUUUCAAUUAAUGUUUUAUUUUAUUUGGACAACUGUAGGAUGUUAAAGAAGUGGCUGUGUAUAUAAAAGUAAGAAGAGAAAUGACUAAAUAAGUGUUAUGAAUGUCAUAAUGUUACUAACUUCGAAGACUGAAAGCACAGUACUGUGAUUUUUUUUUUUUUUCCCCCUCAGUUGAAAACACAAAUAUAAGACUCACUAAGGUUAAUGAAUGUUGUAUGAAUUUUGUGACUACAUACAACAUUGAUAUUAGUAUUAGAAAUGAAUAAAUAUUUUAUUUUUCUUUUCUUUCUAAAAUUUAAUUUAUUGAGCUUAAAAAGACUGUGUUGAGUAAUACUUUUUCAAUCUUUUUGUAAUUACUUCAACUUUUUUCAAAAUAUGUUUUAUCAAGAUCAACAAAACAAGUAUUACAGUUCCUAUUAGCUUUCUCAUAGUGUUAAUCAGUGUCAACCAUAGUAUUUAAAGUUUACAAAAAGAAAAUAGUCUCAGACAACCAAAUAUUUUGCAUGUGUUAGUCACAGUGCACAGAGGACAAUUUGUUGACGGAAUUUCAGAUGAGUAUUUUUGUAGUGUGUGUGUGUGUGUGUGUGUGUGUGUGUGUGUGUACAUGAAAAAAUUUAUCCAACAAGAGCACUUUUAAUCACAUUUAUUUUAUCAUGGUAACUGAGAAACAUCACACAUUGGGAAUAUUUCCCCCCUCCCAAAAAAAGGUGGAGGAAGGGGAUAAAAUCUAGUUAUUUUUCUAUAUGGUGCACAAGCACAGUAAUGUGGACCUGCCUAUUUUUUCCAUGUCCUAGAUGCUUCUCCUGAAUGUGUUCUGUAAAUCUCAGAAUCUUUUCCCAUGCUUUUCACAACUGAUGAACAGUUUUUGCAUUCUGUGAACUGUUUUCAUUAGAAGUGGAUACUUUGUUAACUUGGAAACUAAAAUAUUUUAUGAACAGUAGACGGUUGGUUGGUUGGUAUAAAAGAGGAAAGGGGGGGGGGGGGGGGGGGGGGGAGGGGGGAGAACAAACUGCUAGGUCAUCGGUCCCAGUAGAAAAUUGCAUUGACUUAUUGGAUAUAUCCAAGCACUCCAGAAAAUGAUCACAUGAGCCCAAUUUUCAUAAGCUGUAAGCUUCCUCCUUCUUAAAUGUGUGCGCAGGGUAUUAAAUAGCAAGUUUGCAGUAUUUAAAGAAAAUUGCACAGUUGUCUCAAUUGAGAGAAUUCUCUGUAACACUUUUCUUACAUCAAGGGGGG
Messenger RNA from Schistocerca serialis cubense, 5968 nucleotides. RefSeq names its product coiled-coil domain-containing protein 43. The transcript is spliced from 4 exons. The coding region runs from base 27 to 656 and encodes 209 amino acids. NCBI's taxonomy places the organism in Eukaryota, Metazoa, Arthropoda, Insecta, Orthoptera, Acrididae. The record is from RefSeq and is a predicted model, not a curated record.